CUUGAACAUCUGACACUGUUCAUCAUGGCCGUUCCUGAGAGCCCUGUCAGCGGCCGCCUCGGGGAAGACUCGGGAAAGGACCCCCAUACUCAAGCUGUGCCAGCUCAGGAUGUUCAGCUGUUGGGUGAAGGCAGUCCUGGAGUCCAUCGUAUUGAGAUCAUCAAUUCGCACUUUCGUCUCUUUGAUCGCAUCUGCUUGUUUGCGAGUGUGUUCCUCAUUGCCUACGUUUACGGGUUGGAUGGAACCGUUCGGUACACGUACCAGCCCUAUGCUACCCAGAGCUAUGGUCAGCACAGUCUUCUCGCAACCAUCAACGUUCUCCGCGCUGUUAUUGCCGCCGCCGCUCAGCCUACCGCUGCAAAAAUUGCCGAUGUCUUUGGCAGAAUUGAACUUAUCAUUGUUUCCGUUGUCUUUUACACGAUCGGUACAAUCAUUGAGGCAUGCGCCAAAAACGUGGAAAGUUUCUGCGCCGGAGCUGUUAUCUAUCAGAUCGGAUACACUUGUAUCAUGCUACUUGUCGAAGUUCUUAUUGCAGAUUUGACUUCUACACGGUCUCGUCUCUUGUUCUCAUAUAUUCCAGCUCUGCCAUUCAUCAUCAAUACAUGGAUCAGUGGUAAUUUAACCGCAGCUGUUCUCAAAGUCACUUCUUGGAGAUGGGGCAUCGGAAUGUUCGCCAUCAUCUACCCUGUAUGUGCGCUGCCUCUGCUCACAGUCCUCUUCAUUGUCCAUCGCCGCGCAAAGAAAUCCGGUCAGCUGGAACCGUAUAAGAGCUCCUUCGAUCUUAUGGGCGGUCGCCAACUUGCGGUCGCGCUUUUCUGGCACCUGGACGUCAUUGGUAUACUCUUAAUGAUUGCCAUAUUCGCCUGCAUACUUGUUCCAUUCACACUCGCCGGAGGUGUCAAGACAACCUGGGGAACGGCAAAGGUCAUUGCGCCCUUGGUCAUAGGUGUGCUGUUGAUUCCAGUCUGGGUAUUUUGGGAAAAGAAUUGCAAAUACCCAAUGCUUCCUUUCAAGCACCUCAAAGACCGUGGUGUAUGGGCUGCCCUCGGGAUUGCUGUUAUGCUCAACACAGCAUGGUAUCUCCAGGGUGAUUUCUUGUACACAGUACUCUACGUGGGAUUUGAUGAGUCGAUUCUCAGCGCGACACGCAUCACUUCACUGUACAGUUUCACAUCCGUGAUCGCUGGAACGAUUCUGGGUUUCAUUAUCAUAAGAGUCCGCCAGCUUAAGCCUUUCAUCAUUUUCGGAACCAUGCUGUUCACUGUCGCCUUCGGUAUUUUGAUUCAUUUCCGUGGCGGCAGUGGGCAUGCAAGCCACUCGGGUGUGAUCGGUGGACAGAUUCUUCUGGGAAUAGCUGGUGGGUGUUUCCCUUACCCUGCCCAGGCUAGUAUUCAGGCAGUUUCCAGGCACGAGCAUCUCGCUGUCGUCACCGGCAUCUUCCUUGCAUCUUACAACAUUGGAAGUGCCCUCGGUAACACGAUAUCUGGUUCCAUUUGGAACCAAGUCCUCCCCGGAGAGCUGAGCCGCAGACUCGGAAACGAGACACUCGCCGCGUCAGUUUACGCCGAGCCAUUGGUAUUUGCGGCUGCCAACCCAGUUGGUACUCAUGCCCGGGACGAGGUGAUACUUGCCUACCAAGCGACUCAGCGGCUUCUGUGCAUUACAGGAAUCUGUCUGACAAUCCCGCUUAUUGUGUUUGCUCUUUGUCUGCGAAAUCCUAAGCUUAGCAAGGAGCAGAGCUUGGUCAAGGCCGAGGAAUCAUCUGAUAGCGAAGGUAAUGUUGUGCACAACUAA
Molecule: messenger RNA, 1794 nt
Organism: Penicillium pulvis
Lineage: Eukaryota; Fungi; Ascomycota; Eurotiomycetes; Eurotiales; Aspergillaceae
Gene: sit1
Product: putative siderochrome-iron transporter Sit1
Exons: 9
Coding region: 25-1794 (589 amino acids)
Biological process (GO): intracellular iron ion homeostasis; transmembrane transport
Cellular component (GO): endosome; vacuolar membrane
Molecular function (GO): siderophore-iron transmembrane transporter activity
Source: RefSeq, a predicted model, not a curated record